Molecule: messenger RNA, 1470 nt
Organism: Haliotis rufescens (red abalone)
Lineage: Eukaryota; Metazoa; Mollusca; Gastropoda; Lepetellida; Haliotidae
Exons: 3
Coding region: 1-936 (311 amino acids)
Source: RefSeq, a predicted model, not a curated record
AUGGGUCGGUUACUACAUAAGAUAGCUACGAGAGCAGGGACACAGGUCCUGUCCCCCAUCCCGGAGUCGCCAUCCACGUCCCCCACCCCAGUCAGCGAUGCUGAUCAUGACACAGGUAGUACAGCAAUAACUGACACAGAGACAAGUAUGGCACAGCCUGAUGUCAGCAGUUCACUGGAAAGUCCUAAAAGCCAAAGAAUCAACGUUGAAGAAAGCUUUGUGGAACAUCUCAUGAGCCUCAACGAGGACUACAGACAGCAGCUGGAGGCCACGAGGAAGGAACUCCGUCUGGAGAGAGAGAAGAACACUAAGAUGGAGAAGGAUAUGAAACACUACCGGGUUGAGUUCAACAAUUACAAACUCAGCUGGACCAUGGACCAGGCUGAGAUCAACGACCUCAAGGCUCGUGUCCAGACACUGCACACCUACCAGAGGCAGAUGAGGCGAAUGCAGGACACAAUUACUCGCCUCGAGAAGGAAAACAACAAAUUCAAGGCCCUCAACUUAGAUGCUGAUGGACACAUGAGUGUUAACGAGGAGACAAAGGCAAAAUUCGUCCCAAGGGUGCCAUCUUCUCCAGUUCAAGGCCACAGGCGAAGACGGCCGUACACAGGCAAAACUAGAGAUGAGCAGACGACAGCUCUGCCGCCAAUCAAAGACAACAACAAGGUCGUUAUGUCUUCCAACCAAACGGCGUUCUCCGAGAAAAGGGGAGGUAACUCUCCUACCCAUCUCCCAUCUCUGGGGAACAUCUGUCCCACCCCACCGGCAGGUCCUCGUGCAGACGCUCCCAGACGACGCAGUAGGAUUCCACUUGUUUUCUCCCAGGUCCAUGAAACAUCGUCUGUCGGCAGUGUACCACGUGACCACCAGGCUAAUCAGGAAAGUGGACGGAUCUCAAGAGGCUCUGAGAACAGCAGGAGGCGACAUGAAUAGAGAGGAUGGACCCGGUGUGACAUGAGUAAAGAGGAUGGCGAAUAAUUUUCUUCAAAUUAAUUUUGAAAUUCAAUUAUUUGCCAGGUUGUUUUGGGUAGCAUCUACAUUUGUAAUAUUUGAAGAUGAAUGAAAUUGAUGCCAUUUUAUAUUCGUUCCAACUUUAACACAAUCUUUAUAUAAAAGCUGUAGUUAUUGAAUAGGUUUUAUCCUGUCGUUUUCUCCACCGUCCAUUCAACAGUUCGCUCGUGCCACUCCCUCAGAUCUUGCCACCACACCAGUUAGGUCACACUGUCUCCCUUCACGCUUCCACCAGCCUCAACACCCUCUGUCGUCUGAUCCUCUCGCCCUAAGCAGAUCUGUCCGCCUGUACUGUUACUCACCCUCACCAAUGCAAGGGUGACUCCUGACUCACGCAGGCUUCUCGACAACCAAGGUCCAUCAAGUACCCAUGGUCAUAGUGCUUAGAUUGGAAUGCUUUUUGAUAAAAGAUGUAAUAUUUUUACUGCUAGGUACAGACCUAGUUUUAGCAAGAGG